AUGACCGAAUCCAAGGAAGAUGACAAUGUUAUGAUGUCCCAGAUUGAGAACAGCGACGUAACCUCAGGCUUUGCAGAGAACAUGAACAAUAUCGUCUCGUCCGAAAAUGAACAAUCCCAGUCUGUUGCUAAUAAACAGAAAGAAGUUCAAGAGGAAUUCCAAGGAAAAGGCAUUCAAAACGAAAAACAUGAUGGUAUUGAGAAGAAGAAAGAGGCAAGUGGAAGCAUAAAUGUCUGCGAAGAAGGAAAACAGAAAUUUUGGGAAGAAAUGAAAAAGGAAGUUGAAUGUGGUGAAAACAAAGAAGAUCGUUGGAAGAAGACAGUUCUUUGGCGUGCUUUUCAGUUUAGUCCAGUAGAUCAAAAAAUUGUUAAAUAUUUAGUUGACCAUGGAGCAGACAUUUAUUCCAACAACGAAGAUGGUGAAACAGUUUUCUUGAUAGCUACGAGAAAUGGUUUAUUUGAUCUUGUUAAAGUUCUUCAGGGUGCAAUACAGUCUCGAUCAUUAGAAAUUGUGAAAUAUUUCGUUGAAGAUUUUGGGGCUGAUAUACAUUGUAAAGAUGACUCGGGAAAUACUGCCUUACAUCAUGCUGUUUAUGUUGGUGGAACAGAAAUUGUCAAGUACUUAAUUAAACAAUGUGGUGCAGACAUGAAUGCUAGGAAUCCAGACGGAGGGACAAUGCUGCACUCGGCUGUUAGCGAAGGUACCUUAGAGAUGGGCGCUGAUGUAAAUGGCCAGGGUACUGACGGGUGGACAGUGCUGCACGCUGCUAUUACAAAAUCCACUCCAGAAGUUGUAAAAUAUCUGGUUGAAAAUGGCGCUGUUGUAAGGGGCAAGGAUACUACAGACGGCUGGACAGUGCUGCACUAUGCUGUUUCCUAUAGUUCAUUGGAUAUGGUUAAAUAUCUUGUUAAACUGGGGGCAGAUGUAAAUGACAAAAAGUUCGAUGGGUUGACUGUGCUGCAGGAUGCUGUUACAAAAGGUACGCUAGAAAUUGUAAAAUAUCUAGUGGAAAUGGGGGCUGAUGUGAAUGCCACGGUUGCCAUUUACGAUUGGACAAUGAUGCACGCUGCUGUUACUGAAGGUACGCUAGAAAUGGUAAAAUGUCUUGUUCAAAACGGCGGUAAAGUAAAUUGCGAGAGUAGUGACGGAAGGACGGUUCUGUACUAUGCUAUUUCCGAAGGCACGCUAGAACUAAUAGAAUUUCUAGUUGAACACGGCGCUGAUGCUAAUAGGAAAAUUGAAGGGCAGCCACUUCUGCUCUGUGCACUGCAUAAUACCCCAAAUACUUUAAAAAUAGUAAAAUGUCUUGUUGAGAAGGGCGCUGAUGUAAAUAGUCUCAAUACUGACGGGGAGACAGUGCUGCACUCUGCUAUGGCUAAAAAUAGACUAGAAAUAGUCUACUAUCUCGUUGAGAAGGGCGCUGAUGUAAAUGCCAAGAAUUAUUACGGGGAGACAGUGCUGCACUCUGCUGUUUCUAAAGGAUGGACAGUGUUGCACACUGCUGUUGAAAAUGGAUCGCUAGAAAUGGUGGAAUAUCUUGUUGAGAAGGGCGCUGAUGUAAAUGCCAGGAAUACUCACGGGGAGACAGCACUGCACUCUGCUAUUUCUGAAGGUACGCAAGAAAUGGUGGAAUAUCUUGUUGAGAAGAGCGCUGAUGUAAAUGCCAGGAAUUAUUACGGGGUGACAGUGCUGCACUCUGCUGUUUCUAAAGGUAGGCUUGAAAUAGUAAAAUAUCUUGUGAGAAAUGGCGCUGAUGUAAAUGUAAAAAGGAUUAAUGGAUUGACAGUGUUGCACAGUGCUGUUGUGAAUGGUUCGCUAGAAAUGGUGAAAUAUCUUGUGGGAAGUGGUGCUGAAGAAAAUGUAAAAAAGAAUAGCGGAUGGACAGUGUUGCACGCUGCUGCUGUAAAUGGAUCGCUAGAAAUGGUGGAAUAUCUUGUUGAGAAGGGCGCUAAUGUAAAUGCUAAGAAUACUCACGGGGAGACAGUGCUACACUCUGGUAUUUCUAAAGUCUUGCACGGUGCUGUUGUAAUUGAAUCGCUAGAAAUGGUAGAAUAUCUUGUUGAGAGGGGCGCUGAUGUAAAUGCCGAGAAUACUCACGGAGAGACCGUGCUGCACUCUUCUGUUUCUGAAGGUACGCUAGAAAUAGUGGAAUAUCUUGUGGGAAAUGGCGCUGAUGUAAAUGCAAAAAACAAUAGCGGGUUCACAGUGCUGCACAAUGCUGUUGUAAAAGGUUUGCUUGAAAUGGUAGAAUAUCUUGUCGAGAACGGUGCUGAUUUAAAUGCCAAGGAUACUGACGGGAAGACAGUGUUGCACAGUGCUGUUGUAAAUUAUUCGCUAGAAAUAGUGAAAUAUCUUGUUGAACAGGGCGCUGAUGUAAAUGCUAAGGAUACUGACGGGUCGAAAGUGCUGCACUAUGCUGUUUCUGAUGGUACGCUAGAAAUGGCGAAAUGUCUUUUUGAGAAGGGCGCUGAUGUAAAUGCCGAGAAUACUCACGGGGAGACAGUACUGCACUUUGCUGUUUCUAGAGGUUUGCUUGAAAUGGUAGAAUAUCUUGUCGAGAACGGUGCUGAUGUAAAUGCCAAUGAUACUAACGGGGAGACAGUGCUGCACUUUGCUGUUUCUAGAGAAUAUCUUGUCGAGAACGGUGCUGAUGUAAAUGCCAAUGAUACUAACGGGGAGACAGUGCUGCACUGUGCUGUUCGUGUUGGUGAUUUAGUAACAGUCAAAUAUUUAGUUGAACAAGGUGCUGAUAUAACUGUUAGAAGUUAUGGGGAAGUUUACAAACAAACGACAUCGCAGCAUUUUGUAGCCAAUCGGUAA
Molecule: messenger RNA, 2820 nt
Organism: Dendronephthya gigantea
Lineage: Eukaryota; Metazoa; Cnidaria; Anthozoa; Malacalcyonacea; Nephtheidae
Product: putative ankyrin repeat protein RF_0381
Exons: 10
Coding region: 1-2820 (939 amino acids)
Cellular component (GO): cytoplasm
Molecular function (GO): protein binding
Source: RefSeq, a predicted model, not a curated record